Messenger RNA from Aspergillus chevalieri, 1983 nucleotides. RefSeq lists its product as uncharacterized. NCBI's taxonomy places the organism in Eukaryota, Fungi, Ascomycota, Eurotiomycetes, Eurotiales, Aspergillaceae. Bases 1 to 1983 code for a protein of 660 amino acids. The transcript is spliced from 3 exons. The record is from RefSeq and is a predicted model, not a curated record. Gene Ontology annotation, molecular function: histone H3T3 kinase activity. Gene Ontology annotation, cellular component: cytoplasm; nucleus. Gene Ontology annotation, biological process: intracellular signal transduction; mitotic cell cycle.
AUGUCCUCCCCCGCGAUUUUCGCGACACCCACCCGAGAUCCCCAACCCACAACGAAGAGGCGCACUGCCGGUAGAAGGGUAUACGGAAAGCGCAAAGCAGACGCACCGCGAGCGGUGUUCGAGCACAAGAGUCCGCCCAAGGAAACAGCAAAGGUCGCGGACAAUGUCGUGGUGGAUGCGGUGGAUGGCCUGCAGGCCAAGAUGGCCAGUGUCACGAUAGAGUCGCGGGCGGCGAAGAAUGAAAAGAGAAGGCAAGCAAAGAAGGAAGCCAAAAAGGAUUUUGAUGAGUUUUCUGUUCCCUGCGGCGCAGAGGAGCCUGUGAAGGAAGAGCCUGAUGCGCCGAAAUCAGAGCCGGACACCGCGGAGAUCGAGCCACAGAUGGAGGAGGUCCACGCCGAGCAACCGCCCCUGGAGAGCACGACAAAGGAACCACAAUGCGAGAUGAUUGCCAGUGUCGAAAUAAGCCCCAGGAAGCCAAUCCCCGAAUCAGCCGAACAGAAACUGCAAGACGAGACAGCCACACAACCCAGAAGACAGGCCGCCCCCGCAAGGAAGAAGAAACCCACCCCGCGAUUAUCAUCCGGUUGCGUCCAAGACGAGAAAGCCAACGAAUACGCCCGUUCAAUUCUCAACGAAGCUUUAUCGCCGAUCGCCGCACAGGGUGUGCAGAAGUUCGGCUCAUGGGCUGCUCGUGGGGGUAAUAUGCUGCAGGUGGUGAAGCUCGCGGAGGGAUCAUACGGUGAAGUCUACAAGUUGCGCCUCCGGGAAGAGGUUUGUAAGCAGGAAAUGUCGAAGUCGAAAUUGGCGAAGCUGCGCGCGUACGGUGAUGGUGUGUUCAAAGUGGUUCCGCUGCGAGCUGUGAAGGGUCUUGGUUCGAAGAAGUUCACCAGUGUCGAUGAAAUCGUGUCAGAGGUCAAGAUGCUCAAGUAUCUCGACCCGAUUCCUGGAUUUGCUCGGUUCAGGGAGAUCCAUGUCGUCCAGGGUCGUUUCCCGGAGUCGUUCCAGGAGGCAUGGGACUACUACAAGAAGACUAAAGAUGAUUGUUUGAACCCGAACCCCGCGAACAAGAGGGCGUACCCAGACUCACAGAUGUGGGCAAUUAUUGAGAUGGAUGAUGCCGGAUGUGAAUUGGAGAAAUUUUGUUGGUCGUCCGUGUUCCAGAUCUACGAUAUAUUCUGGGGUGUUGCGAUGGCUCUUGCACGCGCGGAGGAAUACGCAUUGUUCGAGCAUCGGGAUCUCCAUCUUGGAAAUGUUUGCAUUCGAUCUACGCGCUCAGACGGCCGCAUGGAUCCGCCUACCGAUCUCGAGAUUGUAUCACGAACGCAUUCCAGUGGCUACGGUUUCAGCACCCUCGAAACAACUCUUAUUGAUUACUCGCUUUCUCGUGCUGAGUUGCGGCUCAGUGAGGAUCCAAAUGCACCACCCGAAGUGGCUUCUUCGGAUCUGGACAAGAAGCAACUAUUCGAUGCUAUCGGCCAUGAUGAGGACGACGCCUUGCUGCGAGACACAUAUAGACAUAUGCGCUCUGAGCUAUAUACCGGAAACCCAGCAAACCCAGAAAAGCCAGCAGAUGUCCCUGGAAUCUGGUCAGAAUACGCCCCCGGAACCAAUAUUGUCUGGCUCCGUUUCCUACUCAAAAACCUACUGAAGAAUAAGAAGGAGGACGUCCAGCCAACACAACCACAAACAACACAACGAAAGCCUCUGGCACCCUGCUCAUCAAACAAGCAGAACAUCAUAAUCAGCAAACAGCCUGGACAGAAGCAAGGGAAGGACUCUGGGAACAAGCCUCUUGUACAAAGGAUAGACACCGCAGAAACACAGCUACAGGUCACUCAGUGGAGGAAGAUUCUCGACGAUAGACUAGAAGCUGUCCUUGACUUGUUGGAUCUCGAGCAUCGUCACGAGGAUAUGUGUUGUGCUGCCGAUUUGGUGGCAUAUGCGAUUGACUCGCAGUGGUUGGACGAGGAGGAUUUCUUUUGA